AUGGACACUUCCCAGCUGAUCCCCAUCCCAAAGCACGGGAACGGGAAAAAUCAGUCGAUGCUGCCGCUUCUGCUAAGCUCUAACGACGGCAAGGAGGUGACAGAAAGGGCCAUGGCGCUGAUCGCACCCAUGUUAGAAGGCUUCACUCCCAAGACCAGUGCUGAGGAGGCCAAGGACGGAGUUGCUUCUCAGUUGGGUACGGCGCUGACUUCUCCUAGAAGACUGUCUUUGGCAGCGAUUGGCGAGGCUGUCUCGCUCACUUCGGACAACUUGUCGAUCAAUAAUGCCAUGAAUCAGCUGCUGCCGGAAGAUUUGAGUAAUGGGGAAUCUCUUACAAAACCAUACUCCAGAACAAACUCGGCGUCGUCUUGGGACUUGAACUUGCCGAAACUCAACAAGACAGUGCUGAACUCGCUGAACACGCUGCGCAGACUGGCGUCCAAUGCAACCAACCCGUCUCCGCCAAAUGUGAACAAGAUAGGCAAGAUCGGUGUGUGUGCGAUGGACACCAAAGUCAUGCUGAAACCUUGUAGAAAGAUCUUGAAUCGGCUUAUAGAAAACGGAGAGUUCGAGACCAUUGUGUUUGGUGAUAAAGUGAUCUUGGAUGAGGCGGUGGAGAACUGGCCCACCUGCGACUUCCUUAUCAGCUUCUUCUCCACAGGUUUCCCUUUGGACAAAGCCAUCAGCUAUGCGAAUCUAAGAAAGCCAUACAUAAUCAACGACUUGAUAUUGCAGAAGACCUUGUGGGACAGAAGGUUGGUGUUGAACAUCUUGAACCAUGCAAAUGUGCCUACCCCAGAGAGACUCGAAAUCAGCAGAGACGGUGGACCUCGCAUCGAUAAGAUUUUGGAAGAUAAGCUCGUGGAGGUCGGUAUCCCUCGUGAUCACUUGUACAAGUUAACUCAUCAAGAAGAGCCAGAGUGGUCCAUGUUGGAUGAAGAUACCAUCUGCGUCAAUGGCAAGAUCAUGAAGAAGCCAUUUGUUGAAAAGCCUGUUGAUGGCGAAGACCACAACGUCUACAUAUACUAUCCCAAAUCUACUGGUGGUGGUGGUCGACGUCUCUUUAGGAAGAUAGGUAACAAAUCUUCUGAGUUUGAUCCUGACUUAAGCACUCCUCGUACAGAGGGAUCAUUCAUAUACGAAAGGUUCAUGGAUACCGACAACUUCGAGGAUGUGAAAGCGUACACCGUUGGCGCUGACUUUUGCCAUGCUGAAACGAGAAAAUCUCCUGUUGUCGAUGGUAUCGUGAGACGUAACACACAUGGCAAGGAAAUUCGUUUUGUGACAGAGUUGAGCGAUCAUGAAAAGCUCAUGGCAAAGAAUGUGAGUCGCAUCUUCAGACAAACUAUCUGUGGGUUCGAUUUAUUGCGAGUCAAUGGUGAGUCGUACGUUAUUGAUGUGAAUGGUUUUUCUUUCGUCAAGGACAACAACGAUUAUUAUGAUUCAUGUGCCUCUAUAUUGAGGGACAUGUUCAUUGAAGCGAAGAAAUCAAGAGACUUCAUCAAGAACAAGAUACCCAAGACAAGCCAGAUUAAUCAGUCUGAAUUUGAGGAGAAACAACAGAAAUGGGUUUUCAAGGGAAUGGUCUCGGUCAUUAGACAUGCAGACAGAACACCCAAACAGAAAUUCAAGUACUCCUUCAGAUCUCCUCUUUUCACGUCAUUGCUUAAGGGUCACAAGGAAGAAGUAAUUAUUCGAGCCAUUCCUGAUUUGCAAGUUGUGUUAGAGACCGUCAAGAUUGCAGAAGAGAAGGAGCUCGAGGAUUUGAAGAAGCUCAAGCAGUUGAGAAUGGCAUUAGAGAAAAAGAUCGAAUUUCCGGGCACUAAGAUUCAGUUGAAGCCAUCAUUGAAUCCUGAAAACCCUGAGGUCGUGGAUAAAGUUCAGUUCAUUUUGAAGUGGGGUGGCGAGCCAACUCACUCGGCUAGAUUUCAAGCGACAGACGUGGGAGAACAGUUAAGACAAAAUAUCAAGUUACUCAACAGAGAAGCACUUAACGAUGUGAAGGUGUACACUUCUUCUGAGAGAAGAGUGAUCGCCAGCGCUCAUCUUGCAACAUGCUCUAUGUUGGGAUUGCCCUCUUUGCCAGACGAUUUCCUCAUCAUAAGAAAGGAUUUGUUGGACGAUUCUAAUGCUGCCAAGGACUUGAUGGACAAAGUGAAGAAGAAGUUGAAGCCAUUGUUGAGACAAGGUGCCGAAGCUCCUCCUCAGUUUACUUGGCCUCCUAAGAUGCCACAACCUUUUGUUGUUAUUAAGAGGGUCUGUGAGUUGAUGAAUUUUCAUAAAAACAUCAUGGAGUACAAUUUUAAAAACUACGAUGUCAGUAAGUUUCAGGAGAAUUGGUGUUGUGGCGAAGAUCCAUAUUUGUUUAAGGAGAGAUGGGACAAACUUUUCCAAGAAUUCACAUCUGUCGAAAAGACACAUCCAUCGAAGAUCUCGGAAUUGUAUGACACAAUGAAAUAUGAUGCCUUGCACAAUCGUCAAUUCUUGGAGAAGAUAUUGGCUUUUGACCCUAAUGAUGAAAAUCUACUCAAAGUAUUAGGUGAGACGUGUGGAGACACCAUCAAAUCGUCUGGUCUUGUGAGUGAGUACCCAAUCAAUAUCUUGGCCAUGAACAACUUCAAAAUUCCGCACGAAGCCAGCUCUAAUGUCAGCUCCGCCUCUGGCUCAACGUCGAAUCUACAGAACAUCACCAAUUCUAGUACAGCUUCCGCUGGCUCUCUUGGGUGGGUCUUGAAGGGAGCUGCGCCUUCUGUGAAGCAUUCGAAUGCCAACAAUGACUCAAACACACAUAAAUCUAGUUGUAACAGCAGUGUUAGCAGCAAUGGUAAAGCACCAGAAAAUCCAUUUGAUCAUCCUACCUUUGCUCGACUCAGAGAGUUGUACAGAUUAUCCAAGGUUCUCUUCGAUUUCAUAUGCCCACAGGAAUACGGCAUCAAGGAUGAAGAAAAGUUAGAUAUUGGGUUGUUAACAUCUUUACCAUUAGCAAAGCAAAUCUUAUCCGACAUUAAAGACAUGAAGAAACACGAUUCUGCUGCAAUGGUCAACUAUUUCACGAAGGAGUCGCAUAUCUAUACAUUGCUCAAUGUUAUAUACGGUGCUCAAUUGCCAAUGAAAAUUGCAAGAAAUGCAUUGCCUGAGCUCGACUACAUGUCGCAGAUUGUGUUCGAAAUCUACGAGUCUGGCGACUCUAAUAGCCCAUCCGGAAAGAAACAUGCUAUCAGGAUGUCGUUGUCUCCAGGCUGUCAUACACAAGAUCCAUUGGAUGUUCACUUGGAUGAUGACCAUUACAUUGGUUGUAUUCCAAGAAUCAGCUUGACAAGACACUUGGACAUGGACUUGGUGAUCCAAAGAUUGAAAUCAAGGUUCUCCAGAGUGUCCUUGCCAAAGCAGUUUACUCCUGUCAAUAUUUCCAGUCCAUUGGUCUCGGGACUUUAG
Messenger RNA from Candidozyma auris, 3435 nucleotides. RefSeq names its product inositol polyphosphate kinase VIP1 (gene AFL1). Gene Ontology annotation, molecular function: 5-diphosphoinositol pentakisphosphate 1-kinase activity; diphosphoinositol pentakisphosphate kinase activity; inositol hexakisphosphate kinase activity. Lineage: Eukaryota; Fungi; Ascomycota; Pichiomycetes; Serinales; Metschnikowiaceae. Gene Ontology annotation, biological process: inositol phosphate biosynthetic process; inositol metabolic process. Bases 1 to 3435 code for a protein of 1144 amino acids. The transcript has a single exon. The record is from RefSeq and is a predicted model, not a curated record. Gene Ontology annotation, cellular component: cytosol.